AUGCUUCGAAACAUUGUACGAACAGGCUACCGCUGUAGCUUUAAAAGUCAGUAUAACAUUCUUUCACGCUGUAAUAGCAAGGACGCGAGCUAUUACAUAAUAAGAAGAAUAGGCUCGGCUGCAACUUCUAAUGACCCAUUUGGACACGACUGGACCGCCGCUCCACAACAACAAACCACAAAGACUGACCCGUUUGCAGAUAGCAGCUCAAGUGCUGGUUUUCCACAACAUGAGGGAGGCGAGGUGAACAGGAACGACUCUUUUGUUGCUGAAACGAGGAACAUAGAAUCAGAGAGAACUAUCUCCGACUACGCCCCUCGUACUUCUCGCUUUCCUCCAAAAUGGACUCCUGAGGAACAAGAAAAGCUUGCUCAAGCAGUAUCAGAUUAUGGCAGAGACUGGAAGCGUAUAUCUCAAAAUGCAUUUUCUGGCCUUCGCAGCCCAUUGGCAUGUGAAACACGUUACAUGACGCUAACAUGGUCACCUGAGAUGUCUAGUCGAUUAUUCGCCGUUGUUGAAGAGCAUGGGACUAAAUGGAAUCGUGUUAGCAAAGAUCAUUUUCCAGAAUGGUCCGAUAGAGCGCUUCAGAUAUGGUAUGAGAAAUUUAAAGGUCGUAGUGGUGCCGAGGAAGCUUCAGGAAGUUAUCAACGCAGAAAUACUGAUGAAUUCGAGUCUCGUUAUCGUCGGCUAUGGACAGAGGAAGAAAUUGAGACCCUCCGUUCAGCAGUAAAGGAGUAUGGAACCGAUUUCGAGGGUAUAUCUCGAGACGUGUUCAAAUCCUCGCGAAGUCCAUUAGCUAUACAGAUAAAAUAUGAGCAGAAGAUAGGUCUAAAUCAAGACAAGCAUGGGGGAUCGGAAAGAAAAAAGAGAUAUCCGAAUGAGGUACCUAUAUUUAUCCAACAAGAUUACGUGAAACUUCUCGACGAAAAUGGGAAUCUUUUGGUAGACCAGUCCGAACUACAUUCCAAACUCGGGUCUGAACUCACUCGUUCCUGGUCACAUAUAGCCCGGAUGAUGGGUCCGCAUGUUAAUAAACUUCAACUUUCAUUUGACACACCUCCUCUUCCAACCGUGUUGCCGUCUCAAAUUGUUCAAUGGAGUAAAGCAGAAAAUGAGACGUUGUUCACUCUGGCGAAAGAAACUAAUAAUGACUGGAAUAAGGUAGCCGAAAGUCUGCCAGGGAAGUCAAUGGACGAGAUUAAAAAUAGAUACGCGGGGCCAGAUUGGAGUGCCGAAGAGAUCGAUUUACUACACGAAGCUAUGAAGGAACACGAUACAGAUUGGACUAAAAUAUCGAAAAAAGUUACUGGAAAGAGUCCUGGACAAUGUUGGUCGUACUGGAGAAGAUCAACCGGAGCAGACUUGGAGCAUGAAACUAAUAAAGAGAAGAGCUCGGAGAUUGCUACAGCGAGCUCCCAAAAUGUUCGAUUAAACAUUCAAAUGUCAGGCAAUAUAUCCUUGGAAUAUGUGUUUUCGCGUACUAAUGAAACAAAUCCGUUUACUUCCGAUAACACGAGCCAAUCUCUUUAG
Molecule: messenger RNA, 1530 nt
Organism: Paraglomus brasilianum
Lineage: Eukaryota; Fungi; Glomeromycota; Glomeromycetes; Paraglomerales; Paraglomeraceae
Source: the annotation of a GenBank genome assembly